This is a messenger RNA of Paraphaeosphaeria sporulosa, 1785 nucleotides long. RefSeq lists its product as uncharacterized. The transcript has 2 exons. NCBI's taxonomy places the organism in Eukaryota, Fungi, Ascomycota, Dothideomycetes, Pleosporales, Didymosphaeriaceae. The coding region runs from base 1 to 1785 and encodes 594 amino acids. The record is from RefSeq and is a predicted model, not a curated record.
AUGCCCGAGUACCAGAACGAAGCGCAAAUUGAGGAGUUGGCGGAUGCUUACAGGCAUGCUGCAAGGCUACCUCCGAUUACGAAGCAAUCUUUGAGCGAACUCGACAUCCAAAACAUUAUCAGCAACAUCAAAUUACGUCACGACGUUAAUUUCGACAAAGACUUGAGCUUCAGACCAAAUAACGAGGGGUCGAAAGGGCAACAAAAGGAGCGCCACUCAAGAAUGUAUUGGCUUGCGUUGGAAGCUGAGCUGCAUCUGUACACAAGACUUUUCCAAGGCACCCCACCGCUACGAUCAUCAGGGCACGCAGACCCGUCUGUGUACUUCCAGCGCGCACAGAAGCGGGUACCAAAGGUGUUCGAAACGAUACAUGAUGUUUUGAAGAGCCUAGUCCCCGAUAGAGACCAUCAAAGAGUGGACGAGCAUCUCGAUGUACGAAUGCUGAUGCAGGAGAUCGAGAAGGGUGUAUGUGAUAUGGUCGCCUUGGUAGAGUGGACCGCACGGCUGCUGAAGGAGCAUUGCGCUCCUAUGCGAGACGAAUGGGUCGACAAGAUGGUGGGGCUGAUGCGGAAGGGUGCAACUGGGACGACUUUGAACAUGAAAAUCAUUGUUGAGAGUCUCAAAGGACUGAUAGGGAUGCUUGAAACUAUGAAGCUUGACGUCGCAAACCAUCAAAUAAGAAAUCUCAAGCCGUUGCUCAUCGAAGACACCAUCAGCUAUGAAAAGCACUAUCACUUAGACCGGAUAGUCAAGAAACGCUCGAAAGUCAACUUUGAAGCAGCUCAGAGGUGGUGGGCCAACGUUGUUGAACGCCUCCAAGUCCAUCACGCUCCCGCAACUAAGCCAGUGAACCGAACGGGUUUGGACAUGUUCGCACAAGCAGUCGUUUCCAACGCAUUCUCGCGCGACACCCGGCAAGAGCUUCCCGACACGUUUUAUCUGGACUACGAUAGAUUGCGAGCACUGAAGUCGGAAAUUGAGGAUUUGGUGCAUUUCGAGAUAUGCUUCAGCAUGUUCAUUAAGUUGCGGAAGGACUUAGGACAUGAUGUAGCAUUGUCGAACGCUGCCAGACACCGCCUUCGCUCCUCACUAACCGCGAUUAUGGGAGAGUCUAUCGGCCACGGUUCACAAGCUUGGAUAUACAACUCUGAGUCGCUCUCGCUCGAAAUCUACCGACAAGCGCAAGUCAUGGCAGGACGAUCUCCUAUCUUUGGUCAUCACAGCCUGCAAGCCACAAACGAGUACCUUCGCUCGUUAUUCUAUAACACCUUCACGUCUCACGCCUCGACAAUGGAGGCCACCCUCCUCCCGCAGGUUCUCAGCUCUAUCCACAAGCACAGCAACUCCUCACCUACUGAGCUCUACAACAGCCUGGUAACCUUGCCACCACCGACCUCUACGCCUCCUUUUAUUCCAGCACCACCCACUGUCGAUACGUUUUCCUUCUACAACAACACACCUCAAGAUAGACUCUGCGACCUUGCCAGGCGUAUUUCACAUAUUGUUCUUUUGCACUGGCGCAUCUGGGCACCCAUCACAUACGUGCAAGACGACGCAUCAGGCUUCGUUACGUACCUACCAAUGCCGCCGCCGCCGCCGCCGCAACCAGCGAUCACGACAUCCACAAUACCACAAUCCGCGUCACCGCCACCACCUGCGCCAAUUUGUCCCCCACCGACAUCUGAGCACGAUGUACAGGUAGUCAGUGUAAUGAAGACAGGUGACGCGCCGGAUCCGGGGUCGGGCUAUGAGAGCAGUGUCUCAGAUCACACGAGGCUGCCUUGA